Messenger RNA from Pestalotiopsis fici W106-1, 2949 nucleotides. RefSeq lists its product as uncharacterized. The transcript has 2 exons. NCBI's taxonomy places the organism in Eukaryota, Fungi, Ascomycota, Sordariomycetes, Amphisphaeriales, Sporocadaceae. Gene Ontology annotation, biological process: nucleoside metabolic process. The record is from RefSeq and is a predicted model, not a curated record. Bases 1 to 2949 code for a protein of 982 amino acids. Gene Ontology annotation, molecular function: catalytic activity.
AUGUCAUCUGACAAAAGAGACUAUUGGUUGGCCUGGGUUCUGUCCUCCUACAAUCAGCAGACAGCAGCUCAUACCCAUUUUUCCAAUGUCCAUCAGUAUUUUUCUUCCAAUUCGCACGUCACCUAUGCGUUUGGGACUGUGCGGGGCUUCAACGUCGUGAUGGCAAGUCCAGCUGACAUGACGGAUUCCCAAAGCACUGCGUUCAUCAUCAGCGAGCUUAUGCAAUACGCCCCUGCCGUUAGAACGGGAUUCAUCAUCAGGAGCGAUGCUAUUGCUGCCCCAGGCGUUAAGUUGGGUGAUGUGGUAGUUGGAGGAGCAUUACCAGAUCUGAGACAAGGCGUCACUUAUUUCGAUGCUGAGAAAACAAUGUGCGAGGAACGUCUCGUCGUCACUGGCCAGUCGGGACGUGUGUCUAAUACUAUUGCAAUGGCCAUCGAGACGCAUUCAUGGGAAGGUCACCACAGCUGGCUUGCAUCCUUUACUAAACAAUGGCGCGCAUGCCACUGCGAAUCGGCUGGUCCAACUGUGGCACAAUGUGACGAAUACGACGAUCUUGCGAUUGAGUCAGAGGCUCACCUACCCACGCCUUCAACACAUUAUGGCGGUAUAGCAAUUUCGAGUCAACCUUUACUCAAUCAUACUCUACUUGAAGGAAUUGCGACAGAAAGGAACAUACUUUGCUUCGAAACAGCUUCAUUACCUACGAACUCUCUCCCAUUCCUAGUCGUGGCUGGUAUAGCCAAUUCUAAUACAGAGAACAAGGACAGACACACUUACGAGAAUGCUUGUUUGGCUGUCAUGUCGUACAUAGCUUCUGUAAUGCUGUAUAUUGAUCCAGAUGAGCUUUUGUCUGAGCCUCCAAUAUCUGAGCUUUUUGUCUACGAAAGCCUGGAAAUGGACCAACCCGGAUACCGCCUUUUAAGGCUUCAAGCUGGAGCUGGUCCGAUAGAAUGUCAUCUUUUCCAAAGCUAUCUACCGUCAGAUAAUGACGAUAUAACGCUUGUCCCUUACGAAGCACUCUCAUAUUGCUGGGGAUCCAAUGUGUUAACCAACACAAUCCGCGUAAAUGGCAAAUUGCUUGCCAUCACGUCAAACCUAUUUGAAGCGCUCAAACAUCUCAGGUUUUCGGAUAAGGACCGCAUACUGUGGGUCGAUGCUAUUUGCAUCGAUCAAAACAAUGUCCUCGAGCGUGGACACCAGGUUGACAUGAUGGGCAAAUUAUACAGUAUGGCCGAUGAAGUCCUGAUUUGGCUUGGACAACUCGAGUGCGGUAAGCUGCUGCCAGCGCUUCAAAGAUUCGAGGCCGAGGUACCUUGCGAAACAUGGAAGAAAUGGCUACAUAAGGAUCCCAGAUUUCGCGGAAUCUGGGACAUGAUGAAAAUACCCUGGGCAUUUCAAGAUCAAGGGCCGGUAGGUGCCAAUUUACGGUCAGAACUGGAGCUACUCAUGGAAAGCCCAUGGUUUAGUAGAGUUUGGAUCAUCCAAGAAGUAGCUCAAGCCAAACGAGCAUCAUUGGGCUGCACCGAAGGGUGGAUCAAGGCGACGACGUUUGCUGCUGCACCGAAUCUGCUUGAAGUCGAACCGAGCACUCAAUGCCAGGCCAUCAUUGAUGUUAUGCCAGGUCCAUCGAGAUUAUCGUCAUGGUUUGGUCAGAACCCGAAUAUGUCUACCCUCCUCUGGAGAUUCAGAAGCAGCCAAGCGAGCGAUCCACGGGAUAGGCUCUACGCACUUCUAGGCAUUUCUUCAGACAAACCAAUUGUAGCGGACUACAGAAAAACGGAGCAGGAAGUAGUAAAGGAGUUUUUGAAAUAUCUGCUCCAGGGCAAAUUCUUCCAAUGGCAGAAUCAUGCGUCAAGCGUCCAAGAGAUCCUGGGAACGCUGAGAACGUUCCUGGAGAGUGAAAUCCUUGGAGGGGCAGAUAUCCAUGAUGUGGAGCGACUCUCAUCAAGACACAUGAAACCAUUGGUCUUGACAAUGACAGCAGUGGACUAUCUUCGCUACGUAAAAUCGCCGCUGCUGCACCAGCUAUCACGUCAAGGUGCCAUUAUAAUGGAACUCGACGAGCGCGGUCUUUUCAAGGGUAUCAUAUCCUUUCCGUCAUUUUGGGAGAAGUCAAAGAAAAUCAGAGCCACAUCCAGUAUAUUCGGGGCUGCUCGCCGGAAUGGCCUUGACUUUACUUCUCAGGUUUUGGCGCAGGUCAGGGACGAUCUUGAUAUGAACGAUGAUGUCGUUAUCGAAUCAGCUAAGAAUGGCCCGAGCGUGCUCAAUCAAUUUCUCAUCAAUUAUGGAGUCAACGGUAGAUCCAAUGGACGGACCACUGUGCCAUGGUUCUAUGAACAAGUUACUUGUCCAAACAUUUGUGGGAGUUUCAAGAUACUGAAGCGCUUCCUCGACCGUGCUGGGCUUUUUCUACCCCUUUCUCAAAAAUGGGGACACCUUUUAGACGGCCUCAACAUGCACACUGGCAAACCUGACGUAGCUACCUUAUGGGAAAUGGACUCAAUAUUUCAAGUCUCCCUUCAACAUUUCCGCCAUGCAAUCAAGGAAACCGAUCGCUCUAGUUUGGGAGAAAUUCGUGGAGGCCAAGAUGUUAUCAGAGACUAUCUCGAAAGUUGCGGUGAUAGAGUACAAGUCACCAAGGAAGACAUGACAGAGCUAGUGUCAAAGUACUCGAUUGAAGUCUUCUUUUCGAGCGUCGUAGAGGAAAUUGAGAUCAUGGAGGUGGAUAUAUGGCCAAGUUACCUAAAGGAAGAGAUGGCCGAAUACCAAGGCCCCCCUGAACAUCGAACGAUGGCUUGGAAAGUAAUGAUUCCCAGAUCAGUUGACUCCCCAAUCACUGGUUAUAGAUAUAUCAGGCUGCCGGAGUCAAGAUUUUGGGUUCCGUUCGAGGACAGAGGCAAGAAGAGAAGACGCAAGGACACUGUCAAUCAUCGUAGAUUGGGUUAUUGA